This is a messenger RNA of Amphimedon queenslandica, 3667 nucleotides long. RefSeq names its product fanconi-associated nuclease 1-like. The coding region runs from base 719 to 3031 and encodes 770 amino acids. Gene Ontology annotation, molecular function: 5'-flap endonuclease activity; 5'-3' exonuclease activity; flap-structured DNA binding. Gene Ontology annotation, biological process: interstrand cross-link repair. The transcript has 16 exons. NCBI's taxonomy places the organism in Eukaryota, Metazoa, Porifera, Demospongiae, Haplosclerida, Niphatidae. The record is from RefSeq and is a predicted model, not a curated record. Gene Ontology annotation, cellular component: nucleus.
CUCUCGCUGACUCUCACCUGUUUUCCUUGCUCCUGAUCUCUCUCUCAUAGCUUUCAAAAGAGUUACUUUCUGUCAUGGAUCACAUUUAUUUUGAUGAAUAUGACUACUUCAACUUUGGCAGUGGUUUUGACAAAAUGUUCCCUGACAACAAGAAUACUGGUCAUUCAAAGCACAAAGGCUACAAACUAGAGACCCAAAGAUACUCUCCAUCUGGACAUGUUCGUAAAGUAGUAACUAAACUUCAGAACUCUGAGAAAAAGAAGAAAGAGAAAAGACUCAGACUCUCAAGCAUCUGAACAGCAGCCUAAUAAAUGGACUUUCCUGAUCCCUGCAGAACAAACCCCUACAUAUCAUUACAGUAGUAUUAAUACUUUUUCUACCUUUUGGUGCUGAAUAUUUUUGUAGUUUAUGUAUUGCAUUGGUUUUAAUGAUGAUGUAGACAUUUUAUGAUUAAUUUUUGAUGUAACAUAAUGGAUAGAGUAUCUAUAGUUGUAAAAGUUCAAUUGGCUUGUGAUAAUUGAUAUUUUGUCUUGGCUGUGAUGUUGCAAUUCAUGUGCACUAUUGCAGAGAUUUUGCUGAUACAUUAUUUACAUGUUAUUGUAGCUGUCAUCAGCAAACAAAAUUAUUUUCUUAAAAAUGAAUUAUCCUCACGCAUGCGCAAUGACAAAAUCGCAGAAUUUGGCAGCAGCUUUCACUGCGCAUGCGUAGUUAGUACAGCAUGUUUUUCACGCGGGAACGUUAUUCUUUGAAAAGAGAGAGGCACUCUAGCUCUUCUUCUUCCUCCUCAUGCUCCCUUUCCACUUCUAAUACUGAAGGAGAAGGUGAUGAUGGAGUGUGCGAGUCUUUUUCAAGAGAUCCUCACUAUUACCUCACCAACUUUAUGGCCUCUGUGUCUCACGUGACCUCUAGUGUUGAUGGUCAUUAUAUUACAUCUAAUGAAGACAAAUCAGCCGUUUUGACUAGCUUUAAAGAAGCUAAUGUCCAUUCACAGCAGCUAUUGGUUAGGCUGUAUUUACGCAAGCACAGGUGGUUAAGAGUUGAUAAAUUAUCUUAUCCCGAGAUAUCAAAUGACCUCAAUCCAUUCCUCAAAGAACUUGUUAAGAAGAAAUUACUUGAUGAUGACUCUUCUCUGAAUGAUCCUAAUGAGAUCUUGUGUCUAUUAAAAGUGGACCAGUUAAAGCUUUUAAAAGAGCAGCUCCAUUUGCCGUCCUCUUUUAACAACCUCCCAAAGAAUCAGUUCAUAUCCUCUGUGCUUGAUUAUUGCGCCAAACAAAAGCCCCUCCUCCCUCAUCUAUCGCCAUUGCUUGCUUUAAAGAAGAAGGCUAAGCUUUUAUUGGGGAGUUGUGUUUGUGUGUCCGAGGCGUGUUUUAAUGUUUUCUCACAGAUAUCUCUUCUAUUCUCACUCAUUACAAGUGGUGACAUUCAUGAUGACGAAACACUGCCUCAAAGUCUUGUUUAUCACAUGUUGCAAGUGAGCACUGGUCAGAUAGUCUACCCUAAGUAUGACAUCAAUGUCGUCGAACCUUUAUUUUCGUCUUGUGAGGAUUUUGAGAAGUUUUACUCUGUUCAUGUCUUGCAACAGAAAUUAUCUUCACUUGUCACUUUGAAACAUCUAACCCCUCCAAUGCUUAGAGAUAUAAUGGAAGAAACCUGUGUCAUCCUAUUAGAUGAAUUAAAGUCUCACUCUUGCACAAACACGAGGUCAAUUGCAUCAGAAAAAUCCACUGCAUUAAUGGAAAGAGGGUCUCAUGAUGAACUGCUUACAUACAAUGAAGAAUCAAGAAUGAAUGGCCUUGAAGAUUUGUUGUGUUAUAGUGACAGGAAAGAGAAAAGACACUCCUCUGCCAAAAGAAGAAAGACACACACGAGAAAAGGUGGAAGUACUUUUGAUGAUCCUAUAGAUUUAACAGCCGGUAGUGAUGAUGAAGGAGAUCAUAUACUAAACUCUAUCAUCAAGUGCUCUUGUGUCUGUUACCCUCGUGCAUGGAGGUUAAGAUAUAACCCUGGCUCUUUGUGUAUUUAUGUUCUCACUCUCUGUGUUGAGUCUUGGGAAAAACUAAGAGAUUACAUUGAAGCAAAUCGUCUGCUAGUUCUCUUACUGUCUCAGGGUGUUUUUGGAUACUAUAAACGAGGACACUGGUGGGAACGACUAGCUCUCAAUUUGGACAGUCAUCUUAAAGAAAAGUCGAAAUCAUUCCAGUGCAUUAUGAUGGCAUUUAAAGACUCUUCAGUGAGUGAGAGUGUCAAGUAUGCACUUUAUCAAAGAGCUCUCAGACUAACUGGUAGUAAUGCUUCACUCCUUCCCUCACUUCCAUCAUUCAGUAUCAGUGAAUGUAAAGAGGUUUUAUUGACUGGUAUAUGUCAACCUAAUACCCCUUUAUUCAUAAUACAAGACCACACCCCUUGCUCCUCCUCCUCUGUCUGUACUGUUGAGGGUUUUGCAAUACAUCACUAUACUGGUACUGGCUGCUGGCCUAGAGCCCUUCAUCUUGAAGGAGCAAUAUUCACGUCUCUCUUCCUCUUAUUAUUUUGGGAUAUUAUUUAUACGAAUGAAGUACCCGAUGUAUUUAGAGGACACUAUCAAACUGCUCCUCUUGAUUUUGGUAGGGAGGACUUUUAUAUGUCACGUAAGUCUGCAAUUGACAGUAAACUGGACUGGAUCAAACGUUCAGCCAUUGAUGAUAUAACAAAGGAUGCAUCUUCUUGUUGGAAUGACCACUUGGGAGAGAAUGCAGUGGGCAUUAAUUGGGAGGCUUUUCCUAACGGAUCAGAAGACAUAGUGGAUCUUAUAAAGUGUCUUGGGAGCGAUGUCUUAUAUCGUGUUUGUGAGGUUUUCUCUCGGGACUAUUAUAGGAAUCGAGGGGGAGUCCCUGAUUUAAUAUUGUGGGACCCAUCAAAGGGGACCAGUAAGUUUGUUGAGGUUAAGGGACCUGGUGAUAGACUGUCCAAUAAGCAAAGGAUAUGGAUAUCGCGUUUAAUGAGCUGGGACUCCCAAGUUGAAGUGUGUAGAGUUGAAGCUAUUAGGAGUUAGUCGAGACAAAGCUGUCUAAGAAAUAUUAUAUGGACAUAUGUUAUUUGAUAUGAUAAUUUUACUAUACCGGAAUCAUUAAUGAUCUCUAUCAACACUAAGUAGUCGUAAUAGUUAGACUGCGCACUUAGCAACUCCUAAUGGGUUGGAAUAAAAUAACUGUCACUGGCUGACUACUACUAUUUGCUCCUUCCUGUCUCUGAACUCUCUCUCUCUCUCUCUCUUUUUGCUGCUCCUAGGCUACACUAUGGCUGAUCUUGAUGCUUUUUUGGAUAUGAAAUGGGUUGUCACUGUUGGGGUUUUAACAUUUUUAUUCAUUGUACUCCUGGUCACUACAAUAAUAGUUACAAUUGGAUACUGCUUGCUGAGAAGAAGGCAAAGAUACAACAUGAGUAGAAGAAAUCGACAUAUUGUGACACAGAAUAAUUCUGCUUAUUCUCAUCCACAUUUCACUCAGUCUCUAAGCAUUAGCACUAACACAGUUGACUCUACAGUUAAUCCAACGGAACCUCUUGUUAAUAAUGUGAUGUAUGCAGAGAUUUUAUUGUGACACUUAAUAAAUAUACUCAAUAAUUAUUUGUCAUAGUGACCAUGUAAACUGUUAUUACAAUUGACAAUUGAAUCACCUUUUCAAAGGCA